This is a messenger RNA of Anarrhichthys ocellatus (wolf-eel), 7211 nucleotides long. It is a transcript of the gene furina, whose product is annotated as furin (paired basic amino acid cleaving enzyme) a. Gene Ontology annotation, molecular function: serine-type endopeptidase activity. Gene Ontology annotation, biological process: peptide hormone processing. The record is from RefSeq and is a predicted model, not a curated record. Bases 640 to 3084 code for a protein of 814 amino acids. NCBI's taxonomy places the organism in Eukaryota, Metazoa, Chordata, Actinopteri, Perciformes, Anarhichadidae. The transcript is spliced from 16 exons. Gene Ontology annotation, cellular component: trans-Golgi network; Golgi membrane.
UAUUUUUGUAGUUUGGGCUGCGUGGUCGGCGAGUUUGCCUCUGGUACCACCGGGACCCUGACACCGGACGGGACAGGACCGCCCUGUUGUCUUACCGAUCUCGGUGGCUGUCAGUUUGUACGUGAAAGAACCGGGGAUAUCACACUCACUCACUCACGCCGAGGUGACGUCUACUGCGCCGCGUACGGUUUCUAUGGUUGUUCCUGCGAGAGAGAGCGAGAGAAACAGAUUGUGCCGUUGGUGCUCCACACUGCUCGGCCGGAGUGAGUGAGUAGUAAAAUGUGAGUUCGGAAAUGUUCGCCAGGGGUGGAUGAGAGGGGAGGGAAAGGGGGAGGCACCUGCGAGACGGAGCAGGUCAGCCUACUAGCGGUGUCAAGUUUUCGUUAACCACGACACUUUCAGACACAUUUGUCAAGCCGAGGAGUCUUCUUCUUCUUCUUCUUCUUCUUCUUCAUCGGAUCAGCUCCAGCCACCACAUUAUGACCCAGUGUUGUUGUCACGGACUUUAACGUGUGAGGUGAGCAGUGACUGCCCCCUCCCCUUCUUUGACUCUCCUCCGUGCACCUGCAUGCACCGUCGGCAGCCCCGGCCCGUCGGAGAGACGCCGUGCUCAGAGACUGUGCUGCAUUAGGAGAACCCAUGGCUUCUGGCCCUCCGUGUCCCUCUGUAGGCCGCAGGCUCCGGCUGCUGGAGUUGCUACUCGGGCCUCUGCUGGUCUUGCUGGUUUCUGGGCUGGAACCAGCACUGGGUCAGAAGGUCUACACCAACACAUGGGCUGUCCACAUACCUGGAGGUCAGGAGGAAGCUCAGCAAAUUGCCAGUAAACAUGGGUUCAUCAAUCACGGACAUGUAUUUGGUGAUUAUUAUCACUUCCGGCAUCGUACGGUGGUGAAGAGAUCGCUGUCGGAUCACAGGGGGACACAAGUCCGUCUUCAAAAAGAUCCCAAGGUGACUUGGGCCGAGCAACAAGUGUCGAAACGAAGGAAAAAGAGGGAUGUCUUCGAAGAACCGAUGGAUCCCAAGUUCAGAGACCAGUGGUACCUGUACAACAGCAACCACCGUGACUUGAAUGCAAAGUCUGCGUGGCAGUUGGGCUACACGGGUAAAGGGGUGGUGGUGUCCAUCCUGGAUGAUGGAAUAGAGAAGAACCAUCCUGACUUGAUGCAGAACUACGACCCGGAUGCCAGUUACGAUGUGAACGAUGGCGACCCAGAUCCUCAGCCUCGAUACACGCAGCUUAAUGACAACAGACAUGGGACAAGAUGUGCAGGAGAAGUGGCAGCAGUAGCCAACAACGGGAUCUGUGGAGUCGGUGUGGCCUACAAUGCCAAGAUUGGAGGUGUUCGUAUGCUGGAUGGCGAGGUGACUGACAUGGUGGAGGCCCAGUCCCUCAGUCUGAAUCCCCAACAUAUUGACGUCUACAGCGCCAGCUGGGGCCCAGAGGAUGACGGCAAAACUGUCGACGGACCUGCCAAACUCGCCAAAGAAGCCUUUCUGCGUGGAGUGACAGAGGGUCGCAGUGGUCUGGGCUCCAUCUUUGUGUGGGCUUCUGGGAACGGAGGGAGGGAGAAGGACAGCUGUAACUGCGACGGCUACACCAACAGCAUCUACACCCUGUCCAUUAGCAGCUCCACCCAGAAUGGCAACGUGCCCUGGUACAGCGAGGCUUGCUCCUCCACCCUCGCCACCACUUACAGCUCGGGGAACCUCAACGAGAAACAGAUAGUGACUACAGACCUCAAAUCAAAAUGCACAGACUCCCACACAGGCACAUCUGCCUCCGCCCCGCUGGCUGCUGGGAUCAUCGCUCUUGCCCUUGAGGCCAAUAAAAAUCUGACCUGGAGGGAUAUGCAACAUCUGGUUGUACGAACUUCUCACCCUGCCCACCUGCUCACCAACGACUGGAGAACAAAUGGGGUUGGGCGCAAAGUUAGCCAUUCAUAUGGAUAUGGUCUACUUGAUGCCAGUGCAAUUGUAGCGCUGGCAGAAACAUGGACCAGUGUGAGGCCACAGCGGAAAUGUGUGAUCACCAUGGUCAGUGAGCCAAGGAACAUUGGCAGCCAUUUGUCGAUCAACAUGAGCGUGGACGCCUGCAUCGGGACAGACAGUCGCGUGACGUCGUUGGAGCACGUUCAGGCCCGGCUCACUCUGUCCUACAACCGCAGGGGGAACCUGGCGAUCCACCUCAUUAGUCCUGCCGGCACACGCUCCACUCUGCUCCACCCCAGGCCUCAUGACUACUCAUCAGAGGGUUUUAACGACUGGGCUUUCAUGACCACCCACUCCUGGGAUGAAAUCCCCACCGGGGCGUGGAUGCUGGAGAUCGAGAACGUGGCUGGUGCCAGUGACUACGGCACUUUGACCCAGUUCAUCCUGGUUCUGUAUGGCACCGGCUCAGCAUCUUCAAGCUCCUCUGACGAAGCUCAGCCUGACGAUGGCAACUGCAAGACCUUGGACCUGAGGCAGAUAUGCAUCGAGUGCGACGCCGGCUACUACCUCUUUCAGCAGGGCUGUGUGAAAGAAUGUCCACCAGGCUUCUCAGUGGGCUCCCAGCUCCUCAACUACACAGUGGGAAACUUUAUAACACCGACCUCCAUCCCAGCCUGCCUGCCCUGCCCACCGCCCUGCCUGACCUGCAGCAGCCUCAGCCCCCGGGCCUGCCUGUCCUGCCUCCCUCACAGCUCCCUGGACCCCAUCUCCGGCACCUGCCUGCACCUCAACCAGUACAUGCGCGAGUCCCCUGACAGCUUCAUGGUGGGCCAGGGGAACACGGGGAUGCAGCUCCAGCUCAGCUCCGGGCUGCCUAUCACCGUCGCCGUGCUCAGCUGCAUGGCCAUCAUCGCCACCUUUGCUGGCACCUUCCUGGUGCUGCAGCUGCGCUCCGGCGCUCUCAUCAAGCUGCCCUCUCUGGAGGCCGGCGGCGGCCUCGGGGGCAGUUUCAGCCUCGGGGGAAAUAGGGUGGUCUCGUACCGCGGCAUCCCGACAGUGUGGGGGGACGAUGGGGUAAAUACAGACUCUGAUAACGAAGAGUUUGCCGUCCAAAAUGAGAGGACUGCCUUUAUCAAAACACAAAGUGCUCUUUAAUGCCUCCCCCACAUCCCCCCCCCUCUCUCCUGCUUUUAAAGUCUUCGCACCCUCAUUUGUCUGAUGAUUCGGAGCUGUGGUAACAACCCUCAUGCUGUCUUUUUCUGGUUUUAUCUGUCGUCCCUUCUUCCCCGUCUCUUACUGGGUUCUCCUCUGAGGAUCUGCUGUGGGAGACCUGAAGCCGCUGUCUCUCAGAGCUCGGGAUGGUCUGAGCUUUGCUCUGUUCAUACUUGAGCACUUCUCUCUAUUAAACUGGCUCUCUCCCUCCUCUUGCCCUCGAUAACUAACAGUGUCCGUCUGUGCUGUGUCCAUUUUCCCCUCCAGUUCCUCUUUGUUCCAGUAAACAAUUGAUUAUUAUUUGCUUCAUUCCUUUUGUUUCUCCCUUCCCAUCAGUUUCCGUGCAGUAGCCAGACGAGAUUGUAGUAUGUGAGGAGUAGAGAUGUGUGUAUGCGUCUGAAUGUGUGCGUGUAAAUCUGAUGGGCCGUGUACUGCCCUUUAUAGAGAAGCUAAAGCUGGUCCUGUCACAUUUAGUACUCAAAAGUGACUGCAAAACAUUGUAUUACGAGGCAUGAAAUCGGAUUUGGAAGCAUUGAUUCUCCCUGAAGUGUCGUUUAGUGACAUCAACGUCCAAAAUCUGUUCAUAAAAGCACCACUUAUCUGUAGCGAUGCACAGUGCGUUUAAAACGUGCACAAAUCAAAAGUAUAAUAGUUGUUAAGGAAAUGUCCAGAGUUUAAUAGUUUACGAUCACAUGUCAGAUAAACAACACAGACUGUCUGAGAGCCUCUCUGCUUGUUUCUGUUCAUGAUGAGAUAAACAAAAAUCCAUCUUCCACACAGUCUUCUUUUUUUCUUUUUUUUUUAUCUGUGUAGUUGUUGUUCUAGGUGGGGGAGGUGGGGGGGCUCUUAUUGUACAGCAAGUCUGGAAACGUCUCUCUCAGCUCUGGCAGAACAAACUGAGUCGCACAACUAACAAAGCUUCUUCCAGACUUUUGGGAUUCAAGAUGGACUCAAUUUAUCUCGGUUUGGAAACUUUAAAUGAUCCUGCGCUCAUCUUCUCCCCAACCGUCACAUGGAAGGGUAUCAAAAAAGUACGAAAAUUGAAAAGAAGAAACUAAAAAACAACAUAUAUACACACACACACACACACACACACAGGCUACUCACUCAAACCUUCCAGGGGCAUUUAAUUUCCGUGUUUGAUGUGCUCGCAUCCCAGGGCUGAGAGAGACGCAGCCGACGUGCUGAUGGGACCCAGAACAAUACGUGACUGUUGAGCACAAGAGCUUCUCAAAAGCAGCUGGCAGGUGUUGAGUUACCUGUGAUUGAUUCCUUGACAGAGCAGACAGUUAACAAUACAUCAAGGCCUUCCCUUUUGUCAGAGCACAUUAGCACUACAAACGUACAUCAGAUACACCUCAUAUCAUAAUAACUGAAACGUUGUUAACGUGUGUGUCGGUGGGUGUGUGAGAGUUGGUUUACUGCUCAUGAAAAAUGUCUCUCUGCCCUCUGAAGUGACCGUUUCCUUUCCUCCUUUGCGUCAUAGUCUCUGCUCUCCUCUCCAAUCUUGAAUGUUGUUUAGAAAUCCUACUUGGAGACUCCACUUCUCAUCGGUGUCUCUGCUCUUACCCUCCAGUCUUCAUCUAAUCAGAAUGUCAGAUUAUCUCUUCAGCGUACUUCAGCCAGUUAAUGAUAUUCUGAAUGAUACUGCAGCACCUAUUUAUUCUGAGAGGUUUUAAUCAUACCUUUAGGGAAGAUUGUUUUAAAGUGAUUCUUUUUCUGGCUGCUUAUCAUCUAAAAUUUGCAUCUCAUGAUUUAAUGCAGUGUCGCCAUUUUGAAUCCAUUGAUCCUCUUUUUCUACUAUGUUGAAAUUGUGAUUUAUUUUUUUCUCAUUUCCAGUACAAAAACAGUGGAACUGGCUGAGAGAGGUUGUCCUUUUGAUGACAUGCAUACAAAGCUGCCGCUGCUCAUCCUUUUCUUUCAAAUCUACCUCUCGUAUCAUUCAGCAAGGCUUCGUACGCCGCUCGAGGAGCUCUGUUAAGUGAUUAUAGAGGUCAAAUUAUAUGUAGGUCAGAUAGGACAACGCUUGCUGGGAAGGAUUCAGGAGGAUAGGCAUGUUAGUCACAUUUAUGUUUUAGAAGAGAGACAAGCAAUUGUGAUUCAGAAACUGUAAACCUGCUGUGUAAACACCAUCUCUCUCAAAAUGUAUGGCCUUUAGGUUCAGCCCCACCUGGGCUUUAAAUAGAAUGGGUAGAAGGAUGUCCAAAGAGCUUGUGGGCCAGCGUUUAACAGCUAAAUCAACAUGAAAUUGUUACGGCCUUUUUUACCCCGGGCAGCUCCAUCAGGACCUUUUUGUUCAUAAGUUUGUCGCUGACAAUCAAAUCAUUUCCUUGUUUUGAGGGCAGGAAGGUGCACAAGCACACAAAACUUAUCAAUUUUAAUUCAACCACUUUUGUUGCAAAAGCUUUCUCUGAGGGUAUUAUUCAUAAAUAUUCACAGCUGAAUGUGAUUUGAAUUGCAAAAGCUUGUUCAGAGAGAGAGAGAGAGAGAGAUGAGAAUAAAGGGUUUCCAAACCAUUACCAUCCAACAUCCUGUUCAAAAAGAUGGAGAAGAUUGGUAUGUAUGCUCUCAAACACGGCACUGAGCCAGGAAGCUUAAUUCAUCUCAGAUGGCUCGUGCAGGUGUAGCACAUUUGGCUUAUCGCCACAGUUUCAGCCAGGAAGCACUAAACGGGAUUGGAAACCAACCCGAGAACGCGUAUUUAGACAAAGUGCCCUCAAAAAGAACAAGGGUGUGGCUGCAGAAUAAUGAGCGUGCGCUGCAUAGCUUUGUGUCACGUACAUUAGUGCCGACUGCCAUUUAGGCUUCCAUUAAGUUUGCUAGGAUGCUAAUUUAGAAAUGUAAUAACUACAGCCUCAGACUUGAGCCACGAAAUCCUGUUGACUUCCCAGCUUGGUGUGAAGUGUGUAAACAACAGAUAAUGGGGCUAAUGCGGCACCAAAAUUGCUUCCAUAAACUAUUUAGUUAAACUCUGGAUGCUAAAAGUUUGCUUCUUUAGAAGAACUGUAGUGUUAGACUUUUACCAAUGCAAUUAGUAUUGAUGCACAGUCUUAACAUUAUCCAUGCUACAGCUCCCCUUUCAAAAGAUUUAUAUUGCUUCCAGAAAGAAUAGAGUUUCUCCUGAAGUGCAACAUUCUGGAGUGUUCAGACAGGUUUCUGUGGCCCCUCGAGUGCGCACACAAAAUGAUUAAUGCAUCUUAGCUCGAUCUUCUAUUUGCUACAGCUUGAAAACUGAGAGAACUUUAAACUGAUGAACCCGGAGCUUUGAGCAUUCAAGUGUUCCAACUUUUAAGAAAAUCCUGAAUGCGGGCAGCAUUAAGGAGCUCGUGCUUCCAGAGCACGGGGAGCUGCUGUACACCAUUAGCAGCCAGCUCACUCCUUUCACUGCAAGAAUGUGAUGGAAACUACACAUUAAAAAAAGAAAAGAAAAGGCUCUCUAAUUGUGCCAGUGAGCAGCUCAUCAUCGUAAGGCUGCCACUUCACCGGCACUAAAGUGUGAAGCCUUCUAAUGUGGAAAGUAACAGAAAUGUUACAAAAUAUCUCCUGUGGCUGUAAAGAAAAGACUCGCUGGUGGACGUGAUGGAGGCUUUUUUCUUCGUACAGCCGAUUUAUUUCACGUGGAGCUCGAUGUUGCUUUAGUCCCUCCUUUUAGGAUGUAGUCGGACGUGAUCAGUAUGAAGACGGAUGGAUUUAAUAGGAGCAAUAUCUUUGGCAUAACCAAAGACAAUCAUUUUAAUGCUGUCUGUUUAGUGUUAUGACGUGUUGCCACAGUCCAUUGACCCCGUUCACUCACGUUCAAAGUGCUUUGUUGACAUCAUUCUGUCAGCUCGGCUUUUUUUUUUUUUUUUUUUUGACACCCUGUAUGUUCAACAGCUGUGAAGGGAGGAGGUAGAAUGUAUCCCAUCUCCACUAAUUUAAGGGCUCAAUCAGAUCUGUGUGCGUGCACAUGCUUGUUUAAGUAUAAAUGAAACACUUGGUGGGGGGGAGGGGGGUUGUUUAGUGGAGCAGCCUCGGACGGCUCUGUUGACCACCUCCUGCCUCUUCGUGAGGUUCCUGGCUGCACACAGUAC